CAUACAAAUCUAUCUUCAAGUUUUUGGCGAUUUUUAGUAUGGCUACAUAUCUAUUUCUUGCUUGUUUCCUUUUGUUUCAAAUAGUUAUCAUUCUUGAUCAGUUAGCUGAAGGGGAAAGCAGUUCCCAGUCUAGCUGCCCAAAAGAAUUCACCUGCGGAAACCUUCCAAACCUGAGUUUUCCUUUCUCCAAUGUGUCGAGACCUGAAUGUGGGUUGUACACCUUAGAUUGUGGUGCUACUCCGUAUCCAACAAUUACCUUGGAAUUGGGACAACACCAAUAUGGAGUUGAAGUUAAUAGGGGUAAUCUUAUGUUUCUCUUUGACCCACUUCUUGAUAAAUACUUGCGGAAACGAAGUUGCAACGUUUUCCACACAGGAAUCUCAUUUCCCAGCUCUGCUUCCAUUUCCUUCGAUUUCUUGUCCAAAAUCAUGUUUUACAAAUGCAAUCGUACUUCAUCAAAUGUUAGCAGCUUACAGAAGAAGAUUGACCAUUAUUUCCGUGGAUACAGAAGCUAUAACAACUGCCAAAACUUCACCUUGUACUAUAUCGAUGGGGACAAUCAUACUCUACCAGCUGCCAGAACUCUUCCUGCAGAGUGUUCAGUUAUUUACUUGCCGUCUUACGGAUCAUCCAGAGGCAUCGACGUAUUUGUGAAAUUAAAUUCUUCCAUUCUCAUACAAUGGAAGGUGUCUGAAAUUUGUGCUGAGUGUCAUUAUAAUGGGGGGAAAUGCUUAACUGACACCCAUAACAAUUUUCAAUGUUCAGAUGCAGGAAAAAAGGAGCUACCCAAGGGCAUUCAUAUUCUUCUUCAGUGUGCUAUAGCAUUGAUCUUAUUUGGAUCUUUUACAAGUUGUGUCAUCGCCAUUGUUCUUCGGUGUCGAAAGAAGAAGGGACAUGCUGGUUCUUCUCAACUGUCCACCAAUUGGGACCUCGAAGGAUGCAAACUGUUGGGAGUUCAUGUCUUCUCCUACUCUCAACUUGAAAAAGCUACUGAUUAUUUUCACUCUGACAAAGAACUUGGAGAUGGUGGCUUUGGCACUGUUUAUCAUGGCAAACUUCGUGAUGGUAGAGAAGUGGCAGUGAAGCGCUUAUAUCAGCACAACUACAAAAGAUUGGAGCAAUUUAUCAAUGAAAUAAAAAUCCUCACCACCCUAAGGCACCGCAAUCUUGUGACUCUAUAUGGCUGCACGUCAGGACACAGCCGGGAACUCCUCCUGGUUUAUGAAUAUAUCCCCAAUGGAACAAUUGCAGAUCAUCUCCAUGGCGAAAAAGCCAAAGAUGGAUCACUCACAUGGCCCAUCCGAAUGAAGAUCGCACUAGAAACCGCUACUGCACUCGCUUACCUCCACGCUUCCGACAUAGUACACCGCGAUGUGAAGACUACCAACAUUCUUCUCGACAACAACUUCUGUGUCAAAGUUGCUGAUUUCGGGCUUUCCCGGUUUCUCCCUAACGAUGUCACUCAUGUGUCCACUGCACCGCAGGGGACGCCUGGCUAUGUUGAUCCCGAGUAUCACGAGUGCUACCAGCUUACAGAUAAGAGCGACGUUUACAGUUUCGGGGUUGUCCUUGUUGAGCUCGUAUCCUCGAUGCCUGCCCUGGAUACGAGCAGGCAUCGAGACGUGAUCAACCUAGCAACUCUAGCACUGAACAGGAUAGCUAGAGGUGCAUUUAGUGAGUUGAUUGAUCCAUCUCUGGGAUUUGAGACAGAUGGUGAAAUCAUGAGAAUGGCCACUUCAGUAGCAGAGCUAGCUUUCCAAUGCUUGCAACCCAAGAAACAUAUGAGGCCUACAAUGGAUGAUGUAUUGGAGACAUUGAAGGAGAUUCAAGGUGGCGAGUUCCAAGACGAGACGAAAAAUGAUGAAAUUGAUAAGAAGAAUGUUUCCAGCAGUGUAGAAAUCGUUCUAUCACCGGAAUCAGAAGAGGUUGUGCUGUUGAAGAAGAUUGGUAGAUUCCCAACUUCUCCAACUUCAGUGACUGAUAGGUGGGUUAGUAACUCUACUGCAACAUGUAACAGUGUGUGAAAGUUCUCUGUGUGGAGCAGGGUGUGCAUAUACAGCUGUUUUUUACAUGUGUUAAUAUAAUGGAACCUAUCCCAUUAUUUAGGACUUUCAUUCUUUUCAUUGUACUUUUUUACACUUUUCAUUUUGUAUUUAGUUGCAGGAAAUCUGCAAUCCUGACAUUUAUUUGAUAAGGAUAACAGAAAAAGAAAAUCCUCGAAUGUUAGGUGAUAUUUAUGAAAGUGUCACAUUAAUUUUCCUUGA
Molecule: messenger RNA, 2264 nt
Organism: Ipomoea triloba (trilobed morning glory)
Lineage: Eukaryota; Viridiplantae; Streptophyta; Magnoliopsida; Solanales; Convolvulaceae
Product: LEAF RUST 10 DISEASE-RESISTANCE LOCUS RECEPTOR-LIKE PROTEIN KINASE-like 1.1
Exons: 4
Coding region: 39-2024 (661 amino acids)
Biological process (GO): protein phosphorylation
Molecular function (GO): protein kinase activity; ATP binding
Source: RefSeq, a predicted model, not a curated record